AUGUCUAAUUAUAACUAUAAUCGUCGUCCUCGUCCACAACUUUAUCGGUCACCAUUACAAGAAUUAGAUGCACGUAAUAAGAGGUAUACACCAAAAAACGUGGACCGAAACAACCAUUAUCAAAAAUUAUGUGAACAGGGAAAAUGUAAAAAAUUCCAACAACCAUCAUAUUCACAUUAUUGUAUUCACCACGAAACGGAACUGAAUACGUUAGAUGAAUUAAUUGAUCAAGCACGGCAAACAAUCGAUUUUACUAUCGAUACCGAAAACGAUAUAAAAACACAGCACCCAGCAUUGAUCCAAAUCGAAUUUGUCCAUGUCAAUCGUCCAUCCAUUGUCAUCAUUAUUGAAGUGCAACAUCUACCGCCACAAACAUCACCAGAAUUCAUUAAAAUUAAACAACUGUGUUCAAUUAUAUAUGCAUCAACUAACCGUUGGUAUUCGUGGGUAGAUGCAUUGGAUGAAUUAUCCAAAUUCCGACAGUUCAAUCUAUUCGAUAGCGUUGAUCAUUCAGUUAUGUAUAAUAUACAGGAUGACUUUAAAGGAUGGUACAAUCGUGUUUAUCCAAGGACCCCGGAUCAUAAAUAUGCACCAAAUGAUAAAUAUUCAUUGCAAUUCGCCAUUUAUCAUGUAUUCAAUCAAUGGUUGGAUGAACGGAUGACAUUGAGCGAAUGGUCCUGUGGUAUUGAUCUAGCAUUAGAAACCUAUAUACCAACGGGCUUAGUCGGUCGUGAUCGUGAACAAUACAUUAGAGGUGCAAAAGAAAUUCGCCCAUUAUUAGAACGUUAUGCAUUAAAUGACUGUUUUGCUGUGACAAAACUCAUUUUUCCGGUAUUGUAUAGUUGGUCACUACAGCAAGUCAACGAUUAUGAAGCAUCCAUGAUGUCAUUAGUAUUAUCAUUACAACCACCACAACUAAUGGAAUUAGAAGCAAUAUCCGAUGAUGAAGAGACGGUAGUUCAUGUACGAAAUGAACCACCGUCAGAAUUAGCAACGAUAUCUGAUAAUAAUGAUCAACAACAAUCGGUAGUUUAUGUACGAAAUGAACCACCGAUUCCGCUUCUACAACAACCACAAUUAACAUCAUCACAAUAUGAAUUAAUAUUGAGCGAUGAUGAACCACUACCACCCUCAUCAUCGUCUUCGUCAUCACAUCAUUUAACAUCAUCGAACUGUCCCACAUCGUCACGUACCGUUUGUAUUACUCAACAUCGCAAUAAAUCAGAUCAACAAAAGCGAAAUCGUAAGUAUAAUACUCAACGACGAGCAAAACGAUAUCGUCACGAAGUAAUUCGACACAUUUAUCAUCUAUUCAAUAUUAGCAAAAUUAAACGUAUAUUAAGAUCAAUGAAUAUUAAUUAUACUAAUUUUAAUAUUGUUUCACAUACACUUUUUAUUGGGCUUAAAGACGAACACGUACAGGAACAGGUAGAACAAAUGUUACAUGAGCGUAUGUUCACGGAACAACAUUAUAGACGUUUAUAUGCGUAA
Molecule: messenger RNA, 1491 nt
Organism: Didymodactylos carnosus
Lineage: Eukaryota; Metazoa; Rotifera; Eurotatoria; Philodinida; Philodinidae
Source: the annotation of a GenBank genome assembly